AUGUCGUACGAGACGAUUUCCGUGCGAAUGAAUCGCAGUGAUCCGAGCAUCAGAUGGGGCUUCACGUUACGGCAGCAAGGAGCCAAGCUCGUCGUCGCCACGGUAGAAAGUGACUCGCUUUCGGAUAAAGCUGGAAUGAAACCAAAUGAUGAAGUUGAUGCCGUCUGUGGACGAGAUGCAAAGCCAUUAUUUUUUGCAUAUGAGCGUUCGUUAACGAGGCAAACGCUUAUCGAAAGGUCACACCAGGAGGUGCAGUUCAAUCUCAGACGUUAUGUCACAUCGCACACAUGCUUACCGUGGACGCUGACGGAGCAGGACAACAAGCUGAUCGUCGACGAGGUGCGACCUGGAUUCGGCUCUGGAUUUGGCACG
Ostertagia ostertagi is the source of this 372-nucleotide messenger RNA. NCBI's taxonomy places the organism in Eukaryota, Metazoa, Nematoda, Chromadorea, Rhabditida, Trichostrongylidae. The record is from the annotation of a GenBank genome assembly.